Perca fluviatilis (European perch) is the source of this 2648-nucleotide messenger RNA. Its product is annotated as sodium- and chloride-dependent GABA transporter 2-like. Gene Ontology annotation, cellular component: membrane. Gene Ontology annotation, biological process: sodium ion transmembrane transport. The transcript has 15 exons. The record is from RefSeq and is a predicted model, not a curated record. NCBI's taxonomy places the organism in Eukaryota, Metazoa, Chordata, Actinopteri, Perciformes, Percidae. Bases 1 to 2382 code for a protein of 793 amino acids.
AUGCUGUUCAUUGACUUCAGUUCAGCAUUCAACACUGUGAUCCCCUCCAAGCCUAUCUCCAAGCUCAGCCACCUUGGCAUCAGCAACUCACUCUGCAACUGGAUUAUCGACUUCCUUACUAACAGACCCCAGGCUGUUAAAUUAAGAAGUCUCUCCUCCUCCACUAUCACCCUGAACAAUGGCGUGCCGCAGGGCUGUGUGUUGAGCCCUCUGCUCUACUCCCUCUUCACCCACGACUGCGCCCCUGUUUAUAGCUCCAAUGCCAUAAUUAUGUUCGCAGAUGACACCACAGUGGGGGGCCUGAUCAAAGAGGAGGAUGAAACAGCAUAUAGGGAUGAGGUUCAGCACCUAGCUAUGUGGUGUAAAAACAAUAACCUGGCACUCAAUACCCAGAAGACCAAGGAGAUCAUUGUUGACUUCAGGAGAACCAAGAUCAAUGCACACACCCCCCUCCACAUUAGCGGUGCUGAAGUGGAACGUGUGUCUAGCUUUAAGUUCCUUGGGGUCCACAUGACAGAAAAUCUUUCUUGGUCUCUCAACUCCUCCAGUCUGGUGACUUUCUACGGAGCCUUAAGAAAGCACAACUAUGCCCUAGAAUUCUAUCAGACAUCUACAGCUUCCUUGGAUGUCAGGAUGGACGGACAAAGAAGAAAAAGAGAAAAUCAGAGAAGUGCUGCAGCCAGAGGAAAGUGGGCCAGUAAAACAGAAUAUAUUCUGGUUGUUGCAGGAAAUGUGGUCGGCCUGGGCAACGUGUGGAGAUUUCCUUACCUCUGCUACAAGAACGGUGGAGGGGCCUUUCUGGUGCCAUAUGGUCUGUUAGCUGUGGUGUGUGGGAUACCUCUGUUCCUGUUGGAGACUUCAGUUGGUCAGUUCACCCAGGAAGGAUUCAUCACUUCUUGGAGGAAGUUGUGUCCACUGGCUCAAGGAAUUGGAUUUGGACAACUGACGAUUUCACUCUGUUGCUUCAUCUACGUUUUAAUUGAAGCUUGGGCUCUCUUCUACCUGGUGUUCUCAUUUAGAUCCCAGCUGCCCUGGGCCAGCUGUGACAACACCUGGAACACGGCUAACUGUCUUGGUCUACAGACUUUUACUUCAUCUAAUGUGACUGCAAAUCAGACCAACACCACCUCUGCUGCAACUGAGUUCUGGGAACGCCGUGUGCUGGGCGUGUCUGGAGGCAUUGAGGAGCUGGGCAGUGUGAGAUGGGAGCUGGCUUUGUGUCUUAUGGCCUGCUGGGUGAUCUGCUACUUCAGCAUCUGGAAAGGUGUCAGAUCUUCUGGAAAGGUAGUGUAUUUUACAGCCACGUUCCCCUAUGUGAUGCUCCUGAUACUGUUGAUCAGGGGCUUGACUCUACCUGGAGCUUGGGAAGGGAUCUACUACUACCUGUAUCCAGACCUGAACCGCCUGGCUAACCUGGAGGUCUGGAUAGAAGCAGGAUCUCAAAUAUUUUUCUCCUACAGCCUGACUGCAGGGGGUCUGCAUGUCCUGGGCAGCUAUAAUGAGUACAACAACAACUGUUACAUGGACUGCUUUUGGCUCUGUCUGCUGAACAGUGGGACCAGUUUUGUGGCUGGAUUUGUCGUCUUCUCUGUACUUGGAUUCAUGGCUCAGAAACAGGGUGUUACUGUCGACACUGUGGUCGAGUCAGGUCCAAGUUUGGCCUUCAUUGCUUACCCUCAGGCAACAGCUCUGAUGCCUUUUCCACAGUUCUGGACUGUCUGCUUCUUCCUGAUGCUCAUUCUGCUGACUGUUGACACACAUUUUGUGAUAGUGGAGAGUUUUAUCACCACGGUGACCGAUUUGUUUCCAAAGUGGUUUCGUGCACCAUUGAGGCACGAGAUCUUUGUCCUUGCCAUCUGUGUCUCCAGCUUCCUCAUACAUCUUACCUUGGUUACGGAGGGAGGAAUUUACAUAUUCCAACUCAUUGACUUCUACGGCUCUACCAGAGUGAGUCAGAAUUUUGUGGCUAUUUGUGAAUGCCUGGCUGUGGGCUGGAUAUUUGGUGCUGACCGCUUUUCCAACAUCAUAGAGGAUAUGACAGGACAGAGACCAUCAGUUUUCUUUAAACUCUGCUGGAAAUACUUCAUUCCUCUGCUGUCACUGAUCACCUUAAUCCUGUACCUGAUUGAUUACAAAGCCCUCAAGUUUAACGACUGGUAUGUUUACCCUGACUGGGCGUACGCUCUAGGAUGGACCAUGACCCUCUCCUCUGUUCUCAUGGUGCCACUGUGGGCAGCUGGACAGAUGUGUUUGACAGCAGGAACCUUCAGACAGCGUUUGUCUGUCCUCUGUCGUCCUGCUGAAGAUCCAGCCUGGCAGAGGAGAGCCAUGGGAGAGGAGGGAACAACUGUUGAACUGAGGACGUCUGCAGUGACCACUUAGUGUGAGCUGCAAAGUCACAUUAACAAGACGGUUUCAUCUGUCAUUAGGUCAUUUAUUAAAUAAGUUGCACGCUGGUUUGGGUCAUUUUAUUGAAUAGAAUAGUAUAAUUCUAACUUCUUAGCAGUAGCAUCCCUAAACUGUCAGUUAUCAUUAAGUCAAGUAUUACUGUGUACUAUUCUUGUAUCCCUUUCCUCCUCAUAUUUAAUGUUGCUUCAGUCAUCAUCACUUAUUUGCUCUCUCACCAUUUGAUUUAAAUCAGUCUUAAA